AUGACUCAUAAAGAGUAUAUAAGAUCGGAAGUUAAAGGAGAAGAAGAUAAAGUCUUGAGAUUAAAGAAAGUUCUUUAUGGAUUGAAACAAGCUCUGAGAGCUUGGAAUGUUCGGAUUGACAAGUACUUUAAAGAAGCAAAUUUCAUCAAGUGUCCAUAUGAGCAUGCACUCUAUAUCAAAGCUCAAGGUAAAGAUAUUUUGAUUGUAUGCUUGUAUGUCGAUGACUUGAUCUUUACAGGGAACAAUCCAAGCAUGUUUGAGGAAUUCAAGAAGGAUAUGACCAAGGAGUUUGAAAUGACCGACAUGGGGCUUAUGGCAUAUUAUCUCGGAAUUGAAGUAAAGCAAGGAAACGAAGGAAUUUUUAUUACUCAAGAAAGCUAUGCUAAAGACCUCCUCAAGAAGUUCAAGUUGGAUGAUGCUAAUCCAGUUGGCACUCCUAUGGAAUGCGGCAUCAAGUUGAGUAAGGAUGAAGAGGGAGAAAAGGUGGAUCCAACCCUCUAUAAAAGUCUUGUUGGAAGUUUGCGCUAUUUAACUUGUACAAGACCAGACAUUCUCUAUGCCGUUGGAGUCGUGAGUCGGUACAUGGAAGCUCCAACAACUACUCACCUCAAGACUGCGAAGAGGAUUCUUCGAUAUAUCAAAGGUACGACAAGCUUUGGCCUAUACUACUCAAAUUCUAACGAUUACAAGCUUGUUGGAUAUAGUGAUAGCGAUUGGAGUGGAGAUAUGGAUGACCGAAAGAGCACAAGUGGAUUUGUGUUCUACAUGGGAGACACAGCCUUUACUUGGAUGUCCAAGAAGCAGCCUAUUGUCACUUUGUCUACAUGUGAAGCAGAGUAUGUAGCUGCAACUUCAUGCGUUUGCCAUGCUAUUUGGCUACGCAACCUAUUGAAGGAGUUAAGCUUGCCACAAGUGGAGCCAACAAAGAUUUACGUGGACAACAAGUCGGCAAUAGCAUUAGCAAAAAACCCAGUCUUCCAUGAUCGAAGUAAGCACAUCCACACCCGUUACCAUUACAUUAGAGAAUGCAUCAGCAACAAGGAUGUGCAAAUGGAAUAUGUGAAGACGCAUGAUCAGGUAGCAGAUAUCUUCACCAAACCGCUGAAGAAAGAAGUCUUUAUGAAGUUGAGAAGUUUGCUUGGAGUACAAAAUCAAGUUUAA
Molecule: messenger RNA, 1161 nt
Organism: Cajanus cajan (pigeon pea)
Lineage: Eukaryota; Viridiplantae; Streptophyta; Magnoliopsida; Fabales; Fabaceae
Product: retrovirus-related Pol polyprotein from transposon RE1
Source: RefSeq, a predicted model, not a curated record